This is a messenger RNA of Camelina sativa (false flax), 1953 nucleotides long. Lineage: Eukaryota; Viridiplantae; Streptophyta; Magnoliopsida; Brassicales; Brassicaceae. The record is from RefSeq and is a predicted model, not a curated record.
UACGAUUACCAUCAGAUGCCUGCACCUUUCAUCCAGAUCAAAUUGCUGAAGAUAAUGGCGUUGCUGGGUAGUGGUGAUAAGAAUGCGAGUGAAAUCAUGUCUAUGGUGCUUGGAGAUUUGUUCAGAAAGUGUGACUCAUCUACCAAUAUAGGAAAUGCGAUCCUUUACGAGUGUAUUCGAUGUAUUUCUUGUAUACUUCCAAAUCCCAAGCUGUUGGAAGCUGCUGCUGAUGCUAUCUCCAAGUUUUUGAAGAGUGAUAGUCACAAUUUGAAGUACAUGGGCAUUGAUGGUCUUGGUCGAUUGAUAAAAAUAAGCCCAGAUAUUGCUGAGCAGCACCAACUUGCUGUGAUAGAUUGUUUGGAGGAUCCAGAUGAUACACUAAAGAGGAAAACAUUUGAAUUGUUGUACAAAAUGACCAAGUCCUCUAAUGUAGAAGUGAUUGUUGACCGAAUGAUUGAUUACAUGAUUAGUAUCAAUGACAAUCAUUACAAAACUGAGAUAGCAUCUCGUUGUGUUGAGUUGGCUGAACAAUUUGCUCCAAGCAAUCAAUGGUUCAUCCAGACCAUGAAUAAAGUCUUCGAGCAUGCAGGAGAUCUGGUAAAUAUUAAGGUGGCACAUAAUCUGAUGCGUUUGAUUGCUGAAGGAUUUGGAGAGGACGAUGAUGAUGCAGACAGCAAGCUCAGAUUAUCAGCUGUGGAAUCGUAUUUGCAGCUUAUUAGUGAGCCAAAGCUUCCAUCCCUGUUUCUUCAGGUCAUUUCUUGGGUCUUGGGAGAAUACGGCACAGCUGAUGGGAAAUAUUCUGCCUCCUAUAUUAGUGGAAAGCUGUGCGAUGUGGCAGACGCAUACUCAAGUGAUGAAACUGUAAAGGGUUAUGCUGUUUCUGCACUGAUGAAGAUCUAUGCAUUUGAAAUCGCAUCUGGAAGAAAAGUGGAUGUUUUGCCAGAGUGCCAAUCUUUGAUCGAAGAGCUACUGGCUUCACAUUCAACAGAUCUUCAGCAACGUGCAUAUGAGCUUCAGGCUCUCCUUGCUCUAGAUUCCCGUGCUGUUGAGACUAUAAUCCCUUUAGAUGCUAGUUGUGAAGACAUCGAGGUUGAUAAAGAACUUUCAUUUCUCAAUGGCUACAUCCAACAAGCUAUCGAGAGUGGAGCGCAGCCUUAUAUUUCUGAGAGAGAGCGCUCGGGGAUGUUUGAAACAACCGAUUACCAUCCCCAGGAUCAUCACGAAGUUCCAUCUCAUACCCUUCGAUUCGAAGCCUAUGAACUUCCAAAGCCAUCAGUGCCACCACAAGCUUCGACCGAGCUUGUUCCAGUACCUGAGCCUUCUUAUUACAGUGAGUCACACCAGCCAAUUUCAACAUCUUUGGUGUCUGAACGAGAAUCGUCAGAGAUCAAGCUGCGACUCGAUGGAGUUAAGCAAAAAUGGGGUAGACCGAGCUAUCAACCAACCACAUCAGCUUCUUCCACUACUCAGCAAGCAGCAAAUGGUACCACUUCACACUCGGAUGGAGGAGUUGGUUCAUCUAGCUCAAAGCCUCGAAGCAGUUACGAACCAAAGAAACCAGAAAUCGAUCCCGAGAAACAGAGACUUGCUGCAUCCUUGUUUGGUGGAUCAUCAUCAUCAAGAACUGAUAAAAAGUCUUCUGGUGGUCAGAAGCCCGCAAAAGGAACAGUUAACAAACCCGCAACUGUCCCCAAGGAAAAUCCAACCCCUGUUCAACCGCCACCAGACUUACUAGACUUAGGCGAGCCAAUGGCUACAACUGUUUCAACAAUGGAUCCUUUUAAAGAGUUGGAAGGGCUUAUGGAUUCUUCGAGCCAAGAUGGGGGUUCGAACGAUGUGAUGGGACUAUACUCAGAUGCAGCACCUGUGACCACAACCACAAGUGUCGACUCUCUCUUAUCCGAACUGUCUGAUAGCUCCAAAGGAAACUCACGCACGUAUCAAUCUCAAACC